Pseudopipra pipra is the source of this 977-nucleotide messenger RNA. RefSeq names its product MORN repeat containing 3 (gene MORN3). NCBI's taxonomy places the organism in Eukaryota, Metazoa, Chordata, Aves, Passeriformes, Pipridae. The record is from RefSeq and is a predicted model, not a curated record. Bases 218 to 934 code for a protein of 238 amino acids. The transcript has 7 exons.
CAUCGCGCGCGGUCACGGGCGCGGCCCCGCGGCGGCGCGCGCCACCCGCCGCCCCGCCCCCACCCCCGCGCACCCGCCCCAGGGGAGGGAACCGGCAGGAAGCCUGGAUUUUGGAUUACACAGUUUGGAAGGAAAAGGAUCACAUCUCGGAUCACAGCUUUGAUUCUGCGCUGGAUAUGUGACAAAACUUUCCAGUUCACCUCAAGACACCACCAAUAUGCCCAUUGUAAAGUACCCCAGGGCUAGAGAUCCCCUCUAUUAUGAAUGGGACAGGAAAGCCCAGAAAUGUGGGUUAAGACACACAGUUUAUGCUGUAAAUGGGGAUCAGUACACUGGAGAAUGGCUGGACAACUUGAAACAUGGUAAAGGCACCCAGAUAUGGAAAAGAACCGGAGCUAUUUACAGCGGUGACUGGAAGUUUGGGAAGCAGGAUGGUUAUGGCUCAUACAGCGUUCCUGACCCUGUAACCAAGGAAUACAAGAGGGUGUACACAGGCUGGUGGAAAAAUGGCCAGAGAACUGGCCAGGGGGUGUUCUUUUACCCCAACGGGGAGCGCUACGAGGGCGAGUGGAGCGAUGGAGUGCGGGGCGGCUGGGGCCGGAUGUACUACCUGGAUGGAUCCAGCUACGAGGGACAGUGGGAGGCGGAUCAGCCCAACGGGCAGGGGAUGCUGCGGCUCCCAAAUGGAAAUCGGUACGAAGGAGGUUGGAAAGAUGGAAAGAAGAAUGGCCCAGGGAGAUACUUCUACGUGGAUAAGGGACAGUUGUUAGAGGGCACCUGGGCAGAAGAUAUAGCAAAGUGUGGAGUUCUGGUUGACUUCGAUAGAGACAAAGCUCCAGCCCCUACUCAGUACCCAAUCCCAAAGAUUGAACUAGAAGAUCCAGCUGGUGUUUUAGCAGAGGCCCAGGCACUGCUUGAUGACAGCAAUAAUUAAUAACUGGAAGUUGAAGAAAAAGAAAAGAUGUAAGAUAAGAACA